UACAGCGGGGUGUGAAAGUGAACGCUAGAAGGAAGGAUCAAUAAAAGAAGGGACGCCAUAUUGACCAAAACAAAAUGGCAGAACAAGAGAAUAGUUGACAAAGUCUGCUGGCUUUCGUUGACAGAUGCCUUCUGGUGACACGAUUAAUCCGCGACAACGACUUUUAGAUUUGCUCCUGUGCUCGCGGUUUUUUGCUGACGUAAUGACGUAAUUGCUCCUCCUUCCUAGCGGAGGCCACUCUUCUAAAUCACUAUGAUCAAGUUCCUGCUUAUGGUCAACAAACAGGGGCAGACUCGCCUAUCCAGGUAUUAUGAACAAGUGGAGCUUGGGAAGAGAGCAUCUCUGGAAGCUGACGUGGUCAGGGGAUGCCUCGCGCGGAGGAAGGAAGAGUGUUCGUUUGUGGAGUUUAAGGACUACAAACUGGUCUAUCGACAGUACGCUGCACUUUUUAUUGUUGUUGGCAUCACUGAAAAUGAGAAUGAACUUUCAAUCUAUGAACUUGUGCACAACUUCGUCGAAGUGUUAGACAAGUAUUUCAGUCGUGUGAGUGAGCUAGAUAUCAUGUUCAAUUUAGAUAAAGUACACAUUAUACUUGAUGAAAUGAUUCUGAAUGGACACAUUGUGGAGACAAACAAGACCCGGAUACUGGCACCACUCCUGGCCCUGGACAAGAUGGCUGAAAGCUGAUCCAGUGUUACAAAUAUAAAUAAAGAGUCUAAACUUGAGUUAAUUGUCCAUAAAAAUUAUUUAUAACAUAAUUUUGUUGUGAUCUGUAAUAAUCCCAAUGCAUUAUCAAAGAUGUCUAAAAAUUCCUCUUAAAAAAAUUAUGAAUGUGAAUCAGAUUCAGAAACAGAAAUAUUUGUGUCAGUUCAUCAUCAGCAGGAAAAAGCAAACAAGAUAGUGUUGAUACUUUGCAAACAUUUUAAUGAUUAUUUUUGGAGCAUACACAUUUGAAAAUAUUUGUUUACUUCAAACUGCAACUUGAGUUAAAUAAAGGUUUAUAAUAUACAAAGAAAAUACAAGGGAAAGCACAGCUUGCUUUUUGCUUUGUCUUUUUUUCUUUACCUUUUUUUUUUAAUGUGCCUUUCACACAGAACCAGUGUUUCUGUAUCUAUAGCUUUAUUGUAAAAUUACACAAAUGCACUCGGGGACUUUGAUCCUUUAGCAGGGCAACAAACAGUUGAAAACAUACUCACACAGUAACGGAAGCAAAAAAGGAAAAGCGUGUGCAUGAUUGUAUGCAGACAGAUUAAGUAAAACAAAUGAAA
Molecule: messenger RNA, 1268 nt
Organism: Cyprinus carpio (common carp)
Lineage: Eukaryota; Metazoa; Chordata; Actinopteri; Cypriniformes; Cyprinidae
Product: AP-4 complex subunit sigma-1-like
Biological process (GO): protein transport; vesicle-mediated transport
Cellular component (GO): intracellular membrane-bounded organelle
Source: RefSeq, a predicted model, not a curated record